Molecule: messenger RNA, 6246 nt
Organism: Pteronotus mesoamericanus
Lineage: Eukaryota; Metazoa; Chordata; Mammalia; Chiroptera; Mormoopidae
Gene: TMEM59
Product: transmembrane protein 59
Exons: 8
Coding region: 242-1216 (324 amino acids)
Biological process (GO): positive regulation of autophagy
Cellular component (GO): late endosome; lysosome
Source: RefSeq, a predicted model, not a curated record
UUUGCCCUAGUACUCGCGUUGUUGGCUCCACCUCUUCUCUCCAAUCUAGAAGUUCGUAGACCCCGAGCUGGGGCGGAGGCAGCAGUUUCGCCCGAGCCUGGGCGGAACUGAGAGGGACGGCGGAGGCGGAAGCGGCGGCCAGGAGGGUGGAGAAGUGGAGAAGGGUCUGGCGCCGGAAGGAGGAGGAAACCCUGAAAGGAAAACAGCAACAAUCUGAGCUGCCGUGAGAGAGGGGGACAAGAUGGCGGCGCCAAGAGGGAGCCUCUGGGUCAGGGCCCAAUUGGGGCUCCCGCCGCUCCUGCUGCUGACCAUGGCUCUGGCCGGAGGCUCGGGAACCGCUUCGGCCGAAGCGUUUGACUCGGUCUUGGGUGAUACGGCGUCUUGUCACCGGGUCUGUCAGUUGACCUACCCUUUGCACACCUACCCUAAGGAAGAGGAGCUGUAUGCCUGUCAGAGAGGUUGCAGGCUGUUUUCAAUUUGUCAGUUUGUGGAUGAUGGAAUUGAUUUAAAUCGGACCAAAUUGGAAUGUGAAUCUGCAUGUACAGAAGCAUAUUCCCAAUCUGAUGAGCAAUAUGCUUGCCAUCUUGGUUGCCAGAAUCAGCUGCCGUUCGCUGAACUGAGACAAGAACAACUCAUGUCCCUGAUGCCAAAAAUGCAUCUACUCUUCCCUCUCACUCUGGUAAGGUCAUUCUGGAGUGACAUGAUGGACUCUGCACAGAGCUUCAUAACCUCUUCAUGGACUUUUUAUCUGCAAGCUGAUGACGGAAAAAUAGUUAUAUUCCAGUCUAAGCCAGAAAUCCAGUAUUCACCACAGUUGGAGCAGGAGCCUAGAAAUUUGAAAUCAUCAUCGCUAAGCAGAAUGUCCUCAGAUCUACAAAUGAGAAGUUCACAAGCUCACAGGAACUAUCUUGAAGAUGGAGAAAGUGAUGGCUUUUUAAGAUGCCUCUCUCUUAACUCUGGGUGGAUUUUAACCACAACUCUUGUCCUCUCGGUGAUGGUGUUGCUCUGGAUUUGCUGUGCAACUGUUGCUACCGCUGUGGAGCAGUAUGUUCCCUCUGAGAAGCUGAGCAUCUAUGGUGACUUGGAAUUUGUGAACGAACAAAAGCUAAACAGAUACCCAGCUUCUUCUCUUGUGGUUGUUAGAUCACAAGCUGAAGACCAUGAAGAAGCAGGGCCUCUACCUACAAAAGUGAACCUUGCUCAUUCAGAAAUCUAAGCUUUUUUUCUUUUUCCAAGAAAAGUGUAAUAGAUAUCUAAAGUUCAAUUUCUCGUAGGGUUUUUUAAAUUGGUCUCAUUGGAUAUAGGGCUUAAAAAUCACUAUAAAAUGAAAAUAAAGUUACCCAAAUCUGAGAAGGCUAUAUAUUUGCUGUAACUUUACCUGUAAUUUUUUUCUAGUAAUUUAAGAGAUGGAUAUUUGGGAUUGAAUUUUUAUUUUAAUAUCUGUAGCUGCUUUAUUAUUUGCAUUGUUUUUGGUUUUUUUAGCCUAACUCUGUGAGCUGAUCAUUGUUUUCCCCACCUCUCACCAUGAUACCAUCAAUCACUUUAGUUCGAAAGCUGAAUACUCGGUAGGAUAUGAUGCUUCUGCUCAGAAAUGGCCCACAACCUGUAAUUUGAAAUUUAGCAGGGAAUGCCCUACACUACAUUUUCAGUUGUAUUGAACUGAAAUCAUUAAAAUUUUAUUUGAAUAAUUAUGUGCUGAAAUUGGAGUUAAUAUACUCUUGAUUUUCCAGAUCUUUCCUCUCACCCCUACCCAACCUGAACAAAAAUUUGAAAUGUUCUGUUUCUACCUAUUGCUAUAUAAUAUCGUUAGGAAACAAAGUGAAGCAAAAAUGAUGAGGUCAGAAGUACAUUUUAUGUUAUUUGCACAGACUAUAGAUUUAUGUUGAAUGUGUCUUUCCAAAGAGCUAGUUUUCUCUGUUAACAUAUCAAGUAUAAGUUUAAAGAUAUUUUCUGAGAAAACUUCAUUUUGAAACUAAGAACUAGACUCUUGUGGUACAAAAUUAUAGAUUUCACUUGGCAAAAGCUAUUGUUAUUAUCAUUCCUUUUCCUAUAAUACAGAUUUAAAAAUAAGAAUUAUAUCAGGUAACAUAGUAUACUAGAAUCUUAACAUGAUUCAGUGCUUUUUUACCAUGAAAUGUUACAAAACUUUGCGAACCAAUACUUUCCGUAUACAUGGGGCAUCGCUGGCAACUGAAUUGUAGUGCUUUUUGACUAGAGUGAGUCACCCAUCUUAUAGCCUAGUCAUCAGCUUUCUCUGAGUCAAAAGAAGGCAUACAAUUAAAAACUAAUCAAGUAAGACCUUGGUCACCAAAUACAAGUUUUGGUUUUAAAAUAGGUUGUCUAGAUUUGGAAGAUAGAGGGUUAGAAGGUAAUGUGACCACAUCCAGAUGUGGAAGAGAGGAGUAAUUACUAAGGAGUCGUCAAGCAGUCAUGGUCUCAUUUUUCAUGAGAAAACAGUUACAGAACAUAGAGAUUGGAUUCGAGUACACCUUUUAAAAAACCUGGUUGUCUUAUUUCCCACCCAUGGUACAUACUUAGUAUCAGAUACAGGUUUAACGGAAAAUACAUCCAAUGAAGCAAACUGAGUUUGGAAAUAUAUAAAAUGCUGCAAAUUUAUAGGAGUCAACCCAUUGUUGGGAAAGCCAUUCCUCAUAAAACAAUAAAAGGAGUAUCUAGAUAAGGAGCAACUGUAUAAUUGUACUGUAUUCUAGUAACCUGCCCUUGGUUUUGUUUUUCUUUGCUUCCUGAAUAAGGUUACCCUGAGAUACCCUCAUUUGUCUUGAAAAUACUGAUCCAAGUGUACACAGACUUUCCCUUUAUGUUUAUGAGAUAAUUCCUGUAUGUGAAAAGAACCCAGUCAUUCCUGGUGUUUAGUAGACACUCAAAUAUUUGUGUCCUGUCCUCUUUUUAUUUUAGCAUGAUCAAACCAAACUGACAUUUUCAAAAAGAAUUUUACUUUAAAAAAAGAGUAUAUACAUUGUAAAAAAUGCUUGGCUUGAAAAUUCUAACAAAGGCAACAGAACUGAGAGGCCCCUUCUCCUAAGUAACAGUUCAGCCCUACUUUAAUGGGCCCCACUUCACUUGUUUCCAUGAGACAGGUAUCAUCCCUCAUACCACAUUAAAAGCAUCUGGAGAAGUUUGUCUUCGUCCUAGGCAAAAUCUCAAGACACUUGAGUCUGUAUUUCAAAUCUCCCAGACACAUAAGGUGCUUGGUUCAGGCCCCUAGUGUAAAACAUACUAAUUUAGGCAAUUACAUAGAUAGCAGCCACGGUAAUGAAUGAUACAGGCCCAAGAUUCCCAGUAUUCACAAAACUCCUUGCAUACCUAUUAUUUAUGAUAUAUUUUUUGGUAAAUCAAAAAUUGCCAGAUCAUCUAGUUUAUCACUCUUGUCUCAGAAGUUUCUCUGAUGCAUCAUAAGCUGAUCAACUGCCAAUCAAUCAGCAUGUGAAACAUACGUUUACUGAGUUGACAUUACAGUCAAAAGCAAACAACUUUACUCCUUGUUAUUUGUCCUGUCUUAGGCAAAUGUGCCAUUUCCAUUGUAAUUUUUGAAAUAUAUAAAAUUACUCCAUUACAAUUUUUGUGGGCUCUCACGAACCACAUGCUUGGGAAUCAUCUAGAGGUUUCUAGACCUUUUCUGUUAAAAUUAACCAGACCCCCUUGCCUUUGGAGCAAUUGUAAAAACAUUUUUGGCUGUGUCCCCACCAUACCCUGGCAGUGAUUUUUCCCUCAUACCCUAUAACCCACAAUUUAACCACUCAACAAGUACUUGAGAGUGUGAGUGCCAGGCCCUGCGCUGGGUGACAGGUCUGCAGCAACAAGCAAGACCCAGUGCAUGAUCCAUUGCUCAAUGUCUAAAGGCGACAGACUAUUAUUAAUCCGAUAAUUGCUGUGACAUAGAGUACUCUGAGGAUACAUAAGAUGGCCCUAACUUCCAGAAGAAAGUGACAUUAAGUGUAAACAUGGAGGAAAAGGGGAAGCCAAACAGGAUUCCAGGUAGUGGGAACAGUAUGCUUGAAGACAUAGAGGUAAGAGGGUAUGGAACUGCAAAUUGUUCAGCAGCUGAGAUAGAGCCUACAAAAGCAUAGCAAUAGAUGGGUCUUGGUGGACCAGAUACGAAGGGACCUUAUUAAUGUUGAACUUGAUCCUGAGCACGGUGGGAAGCCUUAGAGGGGUCAGUCUUCAGCAAGACAGUUACAGUGUUUUAGGAUGACUCUCAACAACAGUGUGGAUAGACCAGAGGGGCAAGUCGAGGGGCCAUCAAUAUAGCAGUAGCCUGUAGCAUCUAUUAAGUUACAUAUUUACCCAGCCACAUUGAAAUAGGAAUUUACAUUCCCUUCCCAGUGCUUUUAUUUUUUAAAAUAGGGUUUAAAUAAAUUCACUUCCUUUCAUUUUACUUCAUGUUACUGGGUUGGCCAAAAAGUUCAUUUGGUUUUUUCCAUAAAGAUGGCUCUAGUAGCACCUCGUUGUCUUCAACUUCAUUCGAAACAAUUUUGUUAGACUGUGUUGUGACAGCUGUCAUAGCAGUAUGCAUUUUUUAAAAACAUUAAAAUUGGUAGUUUUGUGUAGCCAUUUUAAUACUGAAGAUGGAAGAAAAUAUGCAACAUUUCCAGCAUAUUAUGCUCUAUUAGUUCAAGAAAAGUAAAAACACAACUGAAAUGCAAAAAAAAAAAAAAAAAAAAAAAUUUGUGCAGUGUAUGGAGAAGGUGCUAUGACUGAUUGAACAUGUCAAAGGUGGUUUAUGAAGUUUCAUGCUAGAGAUUUCUUGGACAAUGCUCCGUGGUCAGGUAGGCCCUUUGAAGUUGGUAGUGAUCAAACUGAGACAUUAAUUGAGAACAAUCUCACAGGAGAUAACUGACAUACUCAAAAUAUUCAAAUCAAUAAAGUUAUUGGUAAAAAUGAAAAAUGUCUUUUACAGAGAAAACUAAAUGGGCUUUCUGACCAACCCAAUAUAUUUUUGAGCUCUUAUCUAUAAGGCUCUCUGUUUCUCCACAUUUUGUUUGAAUGGUAAGCCUAGGACUGGUUUCUGGGACCUGGUCACAGUCUGAGUUUUGUCAAGCAGACUGGGAAAGCUGUUCCACGUCAGGCUAAAUUCUUAAAUUGCAGUGCUAGGUCAACUUAACCACUGUCCUCAAAUUCUAGGUUUGCCAACCCAGCUUCUCCUAACUCAGCGUGCUCUGAGCCCCUCCCAUGAGGUUUUCUGUUGCUAAACAUGUCAUUGCUUGCAUUUGAGUAGCAUCAGGAUAAGUUACCUUACUUGCCUGUCUUUCUAGACUAGAGUCUGGGGGAAGUAAUGUGCAAUGAUAGAGAUAAAAGAGUGAGAUAGUGGGAAAUGCAGUCUUGUGGGAAGGUAGGUGUAAAAUUAGUGUGGAUUUUCCAACUUCUUGCAUUAAUUAAACUCUGAAGCACAGUUUAUAUACCUUUUCUGAAAUUAUAAUUGCUGAACUUGGCUUCAUGCAUUUUACUAAGUACUUUCUUCGUGUGAUGUUAAUGAAUUCCUUGUUUAGAUCAGGUAGUCUCAACCUUUUUAUGCCAUGACCUUUUUGGUGAUUUGGCAAAGCCUAUGGACUCACUUCUCAGAAUACUGUUCUCAAAUGCACAAACUAAAUGAAGGAUUGCAAAGGAAACUAAUUAUACUAAAAUACAGUUAUUAAGAUAUUUUCAAAAUUUUGUGAUAUGGGCUUCUUUAUUAAUAUGUAAAACAAUAAGGUCUAGCGCUGAUGCUAAAAACAACUCUAAUUUCAAAUGAUUAUUUUGAAACAUAUACAACAGCCAUGAUUUGAUAUCUAAAUGUGAUUUCUAUUGGUGAUAAAGUCACAGGUACUGCUAAUACUACUAUCAAUUGUUGCUGGUGUUCAUAUCUGAAGGAAAUGCUAUAUUUCAGUUAGAAAUUAGUGAAACAAGUUCACUGAACCCCUAGUUUAAAGGUUGCCUGAAUUUACAUUGUCAUUUUUAAGAGUAAAAUAUUUUGUUUAUUAAAUUCUAAGUUAUUUGGGCUUCUAUUACUACCUCUUGUGUGCUUUGUAUACUUGAAUUGUUUUGCAACGUUAGAACAGCAAUAAUUCAAGGCUUGGAUGGAAAGAAAGCAGCAACUGAUUAGAAAUGAGAGGCUUCAACAAAAACUCUUGAUAAUGUUACCUCAAGAUAGACCAUCAUGCAGUCAGUCGUUGGAGCCCCACCUCUGUUAAUUUCUUAAUGUUUAAGUGUGUAAACUUCAAUAAAAUUUAAAUCAUCUACAUUAAACAA